AUGAGUGAAGGGCAUAUAACAUGCAAAAGCUCUCAACAAGAGACUCCGACGCGUACGAAGAAACCACACUCUUCAUUCAAGAAUGACGGUAUCAUGGACAUUCCAUAUUCGUCGGGUUAUGAUCACGUUUGUAGAAGUGGCUUCCCACCUGUGCGUUUUGGCAAUUGGCAACGUUGUCACUCGCUGUCACAGAAUGAUGGUCAUGGGUCAGCAUCGUCUGUUUCACGAGAACCUACGCAUUUUCACGUUGGUAUUGAUAUGAAACAAAUUUUGACACAAACGACAACACGAGCACGUAAGACAAAGAUCAUUUGUGCCAUUGGACCCGCGUCGUGGUCGGUAGAAAUGUUAGGCCAAUUACUGGAUGCAGGAAUGAAUGUGGCAAGGUUGAAUUUUUCACAUGGAGAUCAUGAUUUGCAUAUGAAAAGUCUGAUGAAUCUGAAGAAAGCGAUGGCAGCACGACCACGAUGUCAUUGUGCUGUGUUGUUGGAUACUAAAGGACCUGAAAUCCGGACUGGUUUGUUGAAAGACCAUCGACCGGUGCAGUUAAAGGCUGGACAGACACUAGAAAUUAUAACGGAUUAUGGAGUGGAAGGUGACGCUUCACGUGUUGCAUGCUCGUAUGAGCAGUUGCCAUCCUCUGUGUCAGUCGGCUAUAAGAUUUUGUGCGACGACGGAAGUUUGAUUAUGACAGUAUUAGAGUGUCUAUCGGAGUCAAUUAUCGUGCGAGUGCACAAUGAUCAUGUUCUUGAAGAGAAAAAGAACAUUAAUCUACCAGGAGCGGCUAUUCGAAUCCCCGGUAUCACGGAAAAGGACAAGAAUGAUCUGCUGAAUUUUGCGAUUCCAAAUGGAGUUGACAUUGUUUCGGGCUCUUUUGUGCGCUCGGCUGCAAAUGUGCGCGCCAUACGAAAUUGUCUUGGCGAAGCAGGCCGACAAAUUCGCAUUCACGCAAAGAUUGAAAGUCAGGAGGCUUUGCAAAAUAUUGACGAGAUUAUUGCUGAGGCUGAUGGUGUCCACGUAAGCCGUGGCGACCUUGGAAUGGAGCUGUCACCUGAACGAGUGUUUUUGGCGCAGAAGAUGAUUAUCGCCAAGGCUAAUCGUGCUGGCAAGCCUGUGGUCACCUCCACACAAAUGCUACAAUCUAUGACAAAGAAAAUGAUCCCGUCCAACGCAGAAUGCACUGAUGUGGCAAACGCAGUGCUCGAUGGCACGGAUGCGGUGAUGUUAUCAGCAGAAACAGCAAAGGGCAUGUACCCGAGGGAGGCAGUUGAAACCAUGGCAAGGAUUUGUAUUGAGGCAGAGCAAGCGCUCGACUAUGCGGAAGUAUAUCGCGUGCACCGUGUUGCCAACAGUAAGCACGUAAGCCUAUGCGAAUCUGUCACCAGUUCGGCUGUCGAGAUUGCUCUGGACAUGGACGUCAAGCUGAUCAUUUCGAUCACUGACACAGGCUCUAGUACAAAGCUGCUUGCCAAAUAUCGUCCAGAAGCCAACAUAUUAGCUGUAACAUCCUCUAUUUUGACGUCGCGUCAGCUCUCUGGGGUAUCAAGAGGAGUAACGUCGUUGUUGGUGGAAUCUAUGACAGGGAUAGAAGAUCUUACUCGGAAAGCCAUUGAUUAUGCAAAGGAUGCGGGCCUGAUAAAGAGUGGUGAAAUGGUAGUUCUCGUCCAUGGACUGGACGAUGAUGUAUCGUCGCCAACUAGUGUGGUAAAGGUGAUUGAGGUUGCCAAACCGAGUCCAAAGAAAAACAGCUUUUAUACUGGUAUUCACAUACCUUUCGCUUAA
Messenger RNA from Peronospora belbahrii, 1782 nucleotides. The record is from the annotation of a GenBank genome assembly. Lineage: Eukaryota; Oomycota; Peronosporomycetes; Peronosporales; Peronosporaceae.